Messenger RNA from Equus quagga, 1448 nucleotides. RefSeq names its product leukotriene C4 synthase (gene LTC4S). Gene Ontology annotation, molecular function: glutathione peroxidase activity; leukotriene-C4 synthase activity; enzyme activator activity. Gene Ontology annotation, cellular component: endoplasmic reticulum; membrane; nuclear envelope. The coding region runs from base 78 to 530 and encodes 150 amino acids. Lineage: Eukaryota; Metazoa; Chordata; Mammalia; Perissodactyla; Equidae. The record is from RefSeq and is a predicted model, not a curated record. Gene Ontology annotation, biological process: leukotriene biosynthetic process. The transcript is spliced from 5 exons.
CGAGCACACGGGGGCUGAAAGGAGCUCAGCAGCCAGCCCUCUCACACGCCAGCUGGGCCCACAGAGCUGCGGGCACCAUGAAGGACGAGGUGGCUCUUCUGGCUGCUGUCACCCUCCUGGGAGUCCUGCAGCAAGCCUACUUCUCCCUGCAGGUGAUCUCGGCGCGGAGGCUCUUCCGCGUGUCGCCGCCGCUCACCACCGGCCCGCCCGAGUUCGAGCGCGUCUACCGAGCCCAAGUGAACUGCAGCGAGUACUUCCCGCUGUUCCUCGCCACGCUCUGGGUCGCCGGCAUCUUCUUUCACGAAGGCGCGGCGGCCCUGUGCGGCCUGGUCUACCUGUUGGCACGCCUCCGCUACUUUCAGGGCUACGCGCGCUCGCCGCAGCAAAGGUUGGCCCCGCUGUACGCGAGCGCGCGCGCGCUCUGGCUGCUGCUGGCGCUGGCGGCGCUCGGCCUGCUCGCCCACUUCGUCCCGGCCGCGCUGCGCGCCGCGCUCCUCGGACGGCUCCGCACCGUGCUGCCCAGGGCCUGAGAUGGAGGACGCCGGGUCGGCGGAACUGGAGAGCCCGGGCCUCCUGGACGGCGGGGGAGGGGUGCUCGCCCCCGCCUUCCAGCCUCGAAUUAAAGUGCCUGUGACCGGACCCUGGAUGCGCUCUCUGGGUCGGAGGGGCUCGCGCCCUGCAGGCUGUGGAGCCUGGAGGGGUCGCAGCAGCCAGGCGGGUUUCCCGGGGGCGGCAGGGGCGCGGGCGCGGCCGCGGAAGGAGAGGGGCCUUUCCCUGGGACCGGAGCUCGAGCCGGUUCUCUACCAACCCGCUCACGACCGACCAGCGGGCACCCUUUCCCGCCGAGGUCAGCACUCUGAUCUCCUGUGGCCCUCCUCGGAGGCCUGCCCUCCACUGACCCUCAGCCGCCCUAUUCCUUGUCUCCUGGCCUUCACAACACCACGGACCUUUUUAUUUUGUCACCCCUCGGUCCCGGGCGUCUAGAACAGUAUAGGUGUCGGGGCACCCUGCCCGUGAAGCCAUGGGGACGUCGAAGGUGGUCGGUGUAGUCGUGAUAGGCGCUCUGAAAAAAACGUCCGGGUGCUUCGGGGGAGCAGACCCUGGGAAGGUGGUCGACAGAGUGCCCCUAAAGAGGCGACUUGUAGCCGAGCCGGCAGAGGAGAGCUUUCCAAGCAGGCUAACAGCGUGUGCAAAGGCCUCCAGAUGGGCCGGAGACCCUAAAAUAUGUCAGAGACCCGGGGCGGAGAGAUGAGCGAGGCUUGGGGGCUGUGGACGAGGACAGGGCUGAGACCCAGGAAGAAGGGGGGACGAGGCGGCGGGGAGACGCCUUUGGUUUGAGAGGCCGCCGCAGGUUGGGGCGGGAUGAUGGGAGCUAAGGGACGCACGGGGGUGGGGGUCCUCAUGGAGAGAGGGCGGCUUUGGGCGCCCGGACUUCGUUCCGCAGCAGC